Odontomachus brunneus is the source of this 3786-nucleotide messenger RNA. Its product is annotated as hyaluronan mediated motility receptor-like. The transcript has 15 exons. The record is from RefSeq and is a predicted model, not a curated record. Gene Ontology annotation, molecular function: hyaluronic acid binding. NCBI's taxonomy places the organism in Eukaryota, Metazoa, Arthropoda, Insecta, Hymenoptera, Formicidae. Bases 294 to 3332 code for a protein of 1012 amino acids.
AUAACCGUCGUUUUAAAUCGAAAUAACCGGUAUAGCGAGCUCCUCGAGGAGAAUCGUCCGUGCAAGCGAGCAGUGGUCGACGCAGUCGUGUGGCUUUCGGUUCGUGGAUUUUCUUCGGCGUGAUCGACGUGCAAGUCGCGGAGGGUGGACGACGGAGGAUUCGGACGGAAAAACGUCGAGGUGUCAACGGCCGUCGUCGUCGGGAUUCUCUCAUCCUCGCGACUUGUUAACGUUUCUUGCGAGGUCAACUGUUUGGGUAUUUUUGCGAGUAUAGGGGCACGAGAAACGGCGACAUGUCCUUCUCUAAGGCGAAGAUACAACGCUUCAACGAGAUUGCAAGCGAGGCACCUCCGCCAGGCGCCUACGAUCCGAAAUUCGACAAUAAAGUGAAAGGACUAGUGAUCGAAAAGACCGAUAGAUUUCUAGAUACUAAGAGCGUGUAUAGCGCGGAAUGUAACGCGUCGGUGUCCGGGAAGAGCAUUGGAGUCAUCUCGAUCCCCGCUUUUCGUACGCCUCAGAUGCCAAGGAAGUGCACGAAACCGACGGGAGUGGUCACCUGCAAAGCGAAAGUCAAGCUCUCAACUUCAGCUCGAAGUCAGAACAUGAAGUACGAAUCCAACCAGCACCUCGCAGAUCUUGAAGUGGAAUGUUUAAACAAGGAUAAGACUAUACAGGAACAAGAGAAGUACAUUGAGGAAAUGAAGGAAGAUGUGCGGAAAUUACAAGCUGAACUGGAGGAAUUGUGCAAGAAGCAGAUCGAAACGGAGGAGCAGCAUACGAAAGAUUUAGAGACAAUGGCUAAGUUGCAACAAGAGGUACUAAACAAUCAUGACAAAAAACAUGAAGCAGAAACGCAGAUAUUUCGCUCGCAAUUAUUGGAAAUGUCCGAAGAGAAAGAGCGUGAAUUCUCAGCGCGAAAGACGAUCGAGUCGGAACUUCGAAAUCGCGCGGCUGAACUAUCAAAAAGAAUAACAACAUUGGAAGUUGAAUUGUGCGCCAAAAAGAAGCAGAACAAAAUGAGGAUGACGUCUCUUGAAGUGCGCAUCGUAGAACUUAUAAACACAGUAAAGAUGGUGGAGCAUGAUCGCAAUACCGAGAUUGAAUUAUUACACACGGAAAAAGAUCUGCUCGAUGUGCGUAUCGCAGAUUUAACACAGGAGCAAUCUAAUCUCGAAGCUAAAUUGGAGAAGAGACAGAACGUUAUUUUGAGGCUUCAAAGUCAGUUAUCCACUCUGCAAUGUGAAUUGGACGAACUUAAAGCCGAAUACGAGAAGCUGGCCGACGAUUCUAUCAAACGAACUUCCGAUCUUACUGACAAACACGAGAAAGAAAUUAAAUGUCUGCAAGAUCACUUCGCGAAAGAAAAAGAGGAAUUGUUAAUCUCAAACGAGACGCUUAAAUCAAGUGCGGAAACGAAGUUACACGAAAUAGAAGAAACAAAUUCUUUCCUUACGAAAGAACUGAAGGACGUUCAAAGACUUUACAAAGAUGUGUCUCAGCGUUUAUAUGAGGCUCAAAAAGAACUGGAGGAUUCGAACAACGAGCAUGCUCUUACAAUGGAAAAAUUUCAAGAUCAUUUGAUUGACAUGAAGUAUCGGUAUGCUGAAGACAAGUUAGAGUUGGAGCAAUUAUUAAAGCUUACCAAAGAAGAGUACAUGAGAAAACUGGAAAAUGUUACAAUAGCGCGAGAUAAGGAGUUGGAUGAUUUGAAGCAAGCUUCCGAGAAGAAGAUUCAAGAAGAAAAGAAACGCAUGACGGAACAUACCCAGAAAAUGAUCGAGAACGCGGAGGCCGUUACGAGAGAAACAUUAGCGGCAUGCCGCGCUGAGAGCGAGGAGCGAGUAAAAAGAGCAAUCGUUGAAUGCGAUGCGAAAGUAAGCGGGUCACACGUCAACGCCAUGAUCAGAGAGGCGCGAAACACCGUGGAAGAGGAGAUGCAACUUGCUGCCGAAAGAUACAAAGCGUGUUUGGCUCGUAUGGAAAUGGAGCGUACUGCAUUAGACGAGAAACUUUCACAGAGGGACGCCGAAAUCACCAAGCUCUCUGCGACGCUCGAGGAGCUAAGAUCGUCCGUGGAAACUCAGGAAAGUUUUAGUCAAAGUUUGCAAGUUGAGUUAGAUAAGGCAGAAACCGAAUUAGCGGAGAAGAGGGAAGAAUUGAGAGCUCUAAAAGAUCACAUCAGGACGGAAGCGGCUGAGAUGGUCGCUAGAAGGAAGAGAUUUGAGGUAAUAAUGGCUGAAAAUCAGGCAUCCGUCGUCGCACUUACUAAUCGCUUGGCGCAGAGCAACGCCGAGGUGGAGAGACUGCAACAUGAAUUGAAACGUGGUGAAGACUGUAUACACGAGCACAAAGAUCUGCUCAGUGCGAUGCGCAAUAAUUCGCAACUGGUGCACGAACAAGUGCACGCGCUCAUGGAAGAACUAGACGCGCAGAGAGAAAUGGUGGAUCAACUGGAGGCUAGCAGUUUGUCUGAAUUCGAAGCGAUUAAACCUAUUUUUGAGGCGAAAAUUGAAAAUCUGAAGAAAAUAACAGCGAAGGAAAUCACAAGACUCAAGGACGAUUGUGAGAAAAAGUCUCUUCAAAACGAUGAGCUUAAAAAACAACUCUGCGAAAUGGCGAAUAAUCUUAGUGAAGCGCAGAAUCUAUUACUCAAACUAGAGGAACGAAAUGACGCUCAAGUGGUCAACAUUUCACGAUUGGAGCUGGCGAAUAGCAAGCUCAAGGAACAAUUAAGGAAUCGAGAAAAAGUGUUUGAAGAAAAUAAUCAAUUAGUUCAAAUCCGAGAAACGCAAUGUAAGAAAGCCGUAAAUGAGACGAAUUUUCGGGUGGAAGAACUUACUGAGAAAGUCAAGCUGCUUGAAAAUUACAAGAAACAUUCAGAGGAACUUCAAAAGUAUUUUGAACAGUUAUUAGAUCAAGAGAAAAAUAAACGGGAAACUACAGAAAAUGCACUUAAGCAACAGAUUCAAGAAGAGAGGGCACGACGAGAAGAAGCUGAAGAGGAGGCCAAGAAAAUCGCAGAGCUGAACAGCCGUCUCAAGAAGGAUUUCGAGGAGAUCAGCGGAAAAUAUGCAGAAAUGAUCGGUCAUCAGAACCCUAAGCAAAGGAUCAAGCACGUAGCUCAGCUAAAAGAUAAGAUCUACAAAUUGGAACAGGAAUUAUCUACCAAGACCCGAUUAAUCGAACAGCAACAAAAGACCAUAGAAAAGUUAAAAGCUGAGGAGAAACGAUCUCAUUGGAAAGGCAAGGAGAACAUCGGGAUGGUACAUUCAACCCCCAUUUCUUCGCCGCAUAAGACACUGCCGACGCCGUUAAGGAGUCGAAACGAUUAAUCUUAACUAGUAUUUAAGAUUUAUCGUUUAACCAAUAGUUAAGAUUAAUCGCCUUAACUUCUUAUGGUGUCAACUUAGACUACAAGUACUCGAUUCGAUGCGUGCGCGAAUAAUAUGCCGAGGAAAAACCGGAAAAACAAUCGUCAGAGAUUAUGAUAUUAAUUUUAUUCAUAUCGUUGAAAAAAGGAAUUAUAUGACGUCAAAUAUAUAUAUUUUUAAAAAGAGAGAAUUAUAAAUAUUGUUAAUACCUACUGUUAAUUUUGCGCCAUUAUGUGUUUCAAACUUAGAUUAAAUUGACCAUAACUCGCUUCCACCGUGGCACGUUUUUAGAAUUAUAUAAAAACAUAUAUUUAAGGGAUUUUAAUUAUUUUAUAUACGAUACAUAACAUUCUCUAGAAAUGUAUGAAGCAUUACUAAUAAAAUAAUGCGCUAUGACGCAUUUUUCAUAUCAUAA